GCAGUCACAUACUCGAAGUAGAAUGAUCUCUAUAGCUCAACAUUUUAGACUCCAUCGAAAUGUGUUAUUCGUUAUUGGCUUAUGGCCUUACAACCAAUCAAAGUUUGUUAAAUUGCAAUUAAUACUGUUCUUGUUUGUUCAAACUAGCUUUAUUGUAUUUCAGCUUACGUCACUUAUAACUGCGGAAUGUACUAUUGAUCUUGUUAUUAAAAUUCUGUCUACAAUAUUCUAUUUUCUUUUCUGCGUAACACAUUACAUUUCUUUUUGGAUUAACGCAUACACUGUGAGAGGCUUUGUGGAGCGUCUUCAGCAUAUCUGUAAUAAAUUAAAAGAUAAAAACGAAAUAGCUAUAAUGAAAAGAUAUGGAAGCAUUGCGGAAAAUGUUACGUUUUUCAUAAUGUUGUUUGCGGUGUGCUGCGUAUUUAUGCUUUCUCUUUUGCCAAUUUUACCUUGGAUUCUUGGCACCUUUUUAUUCGCAAAUGAAUCUCAACCACUUUACGAUAUACAAAUUGUAACUGAAUAUUUUGUUGAUAAAGAAAAGACUUUUUAUUUGACUUUGCUGCACACAUAUGCAUCUCUUUACAUAGGAGUGACUGCGAUGGUGGGAGGAGGAAUGAUGCUAAUAGCAUACCUCAUACACAUUUGCGGUUUAUUUAGCAUUGCUAGUUACCGUAUGGAGCAAUCAUUGAUAUUAAAUAUUAACGAAAAACCUAAUUUGAGAAACAAAAAAGAAAUCGACAAGAAAAUAGGCCAUGCAGUGGAUGUUCAUCGCACAGCCAUUGAGUUGUCUGAAUUUUUUAUAUCUAAUUUCCAUGGCACAUUCUUUUGUAUAAUAGCGAUGAUGGUACUAUGUUUAAGUCUCAAUCUCUACCAAAUCUCCCAAAGUGCAUUGCAUCAAAAUAUAGACGAAUGUCUAUUUCACCUUAUAUUUGCAAUUGAUAUGCUUAUAUAUUCGUUCAUAGCCAACUAUAGUGGUCAAGAAGUUAUUGAACACUAUAACGACAUAUUUUCUGUUGCGGUGCGCCGUUAGAAUCCAGACAUGAAAACGUUUUAUCGGAAAAGUCAGUUAUUAUUAGAGCCAAUAUUAAAUAUGCAAAGAAAUACUUUAAUAUUCAACUUAAGAGAUCCUCCCUGAGGAUCGAUGUAGCCAUUCUGCGUCUCGUUCACCGCCUCAAAACUGGUCUAAAAUGCAAGUAUGUCGCCUCCAAUUGGGUCCAGUCCAUGGCGACGAACGCCUCGAUGGAGGCCCGAAGAGAGACCAUGAUAGUAUGCCUGAGGGUUGGUAACCCUCUCGAUCACGAUCCACCGUUGUUGAGAGGUUUCAGAUAGGGCCUAUUGGAAGGCCAGACGUCCUUGGACAUGGCGACAUUACUGGACAGCUAAUUCUGAACCAAAUAACUUGUGUGAACAGAUGCAACGUCUUACUGGAAGAUGUACGGCCUCCCCGAGGCCUGUCUCCAUGUCUCCAUCCAGUGGUUUACCACCGUCCUCAGGAUCUAAGGAAAAUUCCCGGGUUCUCCGAGAUGAGGUUUUAAGUUCUUUGGAUAAGCUCCGGCGUCCUCGUCGAAUUUUCCCUGACUUGGAUCUUCUUCGCCAGGGUGGAAAAGUCCUCCUCGGACUCCUCUGAGGCCACGUACUUCUGGACAACAUCGUAUACCGUCGACUUGGGGUAUCCGAAGAACCUUAUUAUUUCACUUGGCGUUUUGCCAGCGCGAAGACUUUCAAUAAUCGGCGUCUUCCGGUUAUAUUCUGGGUUUAAUCUGUGCAACUCGGCCUAAAUUUCGAAGUUAUGAUGAGGUCUUACACACGUAUCUGGUCUAUCUUAGCGCCAAUUGGCAACUGAAUUCUAAUAUAAUGAGAAUUUCAAAUACAAUUU
Messenger RNA from Ooceraea biroi (clonal raider ant), 1876 nucleotides. RefSeq names its product odorant receptor 24a. Gene Ontology annotation, biological process: sensory perception of smell; detection of chemical stimulus involved in sensory perception of smell. Gene Ontology annotation, cellular component: plasma membrane. The record is from RefSeq and is a predicted model, not a curated record. Lineage: Eukaryota; Metazoa; Arthropoda; Insecta; Hymenoptera; Formicidae. Gene Ontology annotation, molecular function: odorant binding; olfactory receptor activity.